This is a messenger RNA of Fusarium verticillioides 7600, 1290 nucleotides long. RefSeq lists its product as hypothetical. Gene Ontology annotation, molecular function: O-methyltransferase activity. The record is from RefSeq and is a predicted model, not a curated record. NCBI's taxonomy places the organism in Eukaryota, Fungi, Ascomycota, Sordariomycetes, Hypocreales, Nectriaceae. The coding region runs from base 1 to 1290 and encodes 429 amino acids. The transcript has 2 exons.
AUGGCAUCUACAGAGACUCUCAUAGAUGCGCCUCCCUCCAUCAGGAUACAACUCGGCAUCAUCCCCCAGGAACAGACUCCAGCCCGUUCACGAUCGUGGCUCAUUGAUACACUUCAGAAUCUUGACGCCAACUCAUUCUCCAGCGAAGCAGAACGUGUUCGUGUCCUAGAUGGACUAAACCUCGCCGUCAGCAAAGUCCAGAGACCAUGGGAUAUUGUCUGGCAACAUUGCUGGGUCAAUUUGACUACGAAUGCAUGUGUCAAGACAUUAAUUGAUGCUGGUGUUUUUACAACGUGGAUUGCGAACGGGGGCGGAAAUAUGACUUCUACUGAGCUAGCUGAGCUAACCAACACUGAUCCUAUCUUGAUUCGUCGCAUGAUUAGGCAAAUAGCUGGUCAGAAUCUCGUCACUGAGACUGCCGAGGAUACUUUCAAGCCUACGCCUUGGGUGCAUACCCUUGUCGCCGAUCCAGCACUCGCCAAUGUCUACGGAGCUCUAUACAACUUUGUCAACAUUCCCACGUUCAGCGCGCUUCCAGAGUAUCUCAAACAAACCGGGUACAAGAACCCUUCAGAUUCCAACAACUGUAACUGGCAAUUCGCGAAUAAGUGCCAAGAGAACGUAUUCCAGUCUCUUGCUCUCAACCCGACUGCUGCGCAGGAGUUCAACGACGCGAUGGAAAGCCACUCCAAGUAUAACCUCACGCCUUGGCCGGAGGUGUACCCCACUGAGAAUCUAGUCGCCGAUCCCAAGCCGGAUCGGCCGCUGGUAGUCGAUGUUGGUGGAAGUAAAGGUCACGACUUAAUCAAGUUUUACAACUGCCAUCCUGACAUCCCAGAGGGUAGCCUGGUCCUGCAAGACUUACCCGAGAUCCUGAGUGAACUGGCUAUUCCGGAUAACAUCACCGUGCAUCCCCAUGACUUCUUCACUCCCCAACCCGUCAAAGGUGCACGAGCCUACUUCCUUCACAACGUCUUGCAUGACUGGGAAGACAAGCAAGCAAGUCUGAUCAUCAAACACCUCGCUGAUGCUAUGGAACCCGGCUACUCAAAGCUUCUCAUUCAUGAGAGUUUGGUCAGCAAUGUCAAGCCGCUUGCGCGGGUUACUACGUCAGAUAUUACUAUGAUGGCUUGUCUGGGUGCGAAGGAAAGAACAGAGGAUGAGUGGUGCCAGCUGGUGGAAGGGGUUGGACUGAAGGUGGUCAAGAUCUGGAGACCACUCCAAUCCGUUGAGAGCGUUAUUGAAGCAGAGGUUGCAGACUGUCGUUUAUUGAACAAGCUGGAGCUAUAA